Cuscuta europaea is the source of this 607-nucleotide messenger RNA. NCBI's taxonomy places the organism in Eukaryota, Viridiplantae, Streptophyta, Magnoliopsida, Solanales, Convolvulaceae. The record is from the annotation of a GenBank genome assembly.
CGCAUGCCGAACCAGCAACCUCCCGUGGAAGUUCAUCUCGCCCAGUAUAUGCCCCCCAACUGAAGCCGAGCGCAACAAUACCAAUGCGCUUUGGGUGACACCACUAUCGGUUCAUAGUGUUGCAAAGAAUCAAAACUAUAGUUGCCGAUCAUUACACAGGACCUUGGUCAACCACUCCAAAGGGGCAAACUCAUCUUCUCAUCAAGUGAACGAUGAACGGGAUGAACGGAUUGUCCGCCUUGAGCAACAAUUGGCGCAACAAGCGGCGGAACGGGCAGAAGAGGAACGGAGAAUUAGAGAACGGAUGGCUGAGUUUGAAUGUUUCAACGCCACCUAUCGCCCUACCAUGCACAUUCAGCAACCCGAGAUGACCCCUCAAAUUCCCUUCAUGGGUGGCAUGGGCGGCAUGGGCAGCAUGGGUGGCAUGGGGUACGACAAUUAUAGCCAUCUGUCCAAUAAUUUUCCGUAUUCUUAUUAUAAUCAACCGUUUCAAACUCCCGGAGGUCGCGGCAGUCGAGGGGGAAGCCGAACGGCUAGCCGAGGAGGUGCUCGUGGCGGCAGGGAACCCGAACAGUCCUGACACCUUGGCGAUGAUGACAAUGAUGAU